AUGGUCGAGUCUUUUAACGUUACUGCUGCGUUUCAUUCGCAGCUUAACACUUUAUGCAUUAGAGAAUUCCCUUGUGGAUAUGGAAGUUGGGUUAGAUAAAACUCUGUCUUUGUACGAUAGGUGUAAUCGUAUUAAGUUUUUAAAAGUUUAAUAUGUGUUCAUCUGAACCAGACUGAUCAUUUUACAUCCAUAUCUAACACAAAAUAACGGGUUUUGUGUUUAUUUUAGAGAGCCCCCAAUGUGAGCAGUAAUUUAAGCUUAAAAAGUACCACAGAAGUAAAAAGUAUGGGUACCUUGAAACCUGCCAAGUCGACAUCAACUCUACCUGCAAUAAUUCCAGGUGAGCAAAACAAAAUGAUACUUUAUAAUCGUUAUUAUUAUCGGAAAUAAUAUUAAUAGUUAAUCAUAAUGAUUUGAAAUUUAAUCAGAAUGAACUGCAGUGGAAGAAAACAAAGCAAAAAUAUGAUGUCAUUUUACUACUACAACCAGAAUCCUUCAGGGGUUUGCAUCCUUGUGCAAAUUAAGGCUUUUGUUANGAUUAUAUUAUUAAAGAAGAAGAAGACAGUAUUGAAGAUCUUGAUGGUGAUAAUGAUAAUUAUGUGUAAGAGAGUGUUAUAUGUUUUUUUUAUGUUUUUUUUUUUUUUGGUGGUGUGUUUUUUGGGUGUAAUGGUUUGGGUUGGUUUUUUUUUUUUUUUUUUUUUGGGGGGGGGGGGGGGUGUGUAGCAUGAUUUAAGUAGGAAUUUCUUGGGGGUAUUCAAAACAAUCUGAAGAUUCAUGAUAGUUCCCGCAUACGCCCAGCCAUGUAGUUUUGUGAAUAAAGUAAACCAAGAGAGCAAAUUUUUAUGGCUCAGAAAUUCAGCAUGGGGUUUUUGGGGGGUUAAAUUUUGGUCCAGGGAUUUUAUUGGGUUUUAUUUGAAGCCCAGGGGAUUUUUGGGGGUUUUGAUUUUUGCCCCUAUUCGAUCAUCCAUGUCACUUGAAAUCCAGAGAACCCCCCUGGGGCCUCAACACAUCAAUCUUGAAAGUGAAUCGUUUGAAAAUCUGCUCGACACUUCAUGGUGAAAAGUACUGCACUCUUAAAGAUAAAGAAGACUUCAAGAUAAACACUCUGAGAUUUCAAGAUCAGAUCAAAAUUUCUGGAGACCACUGAUUUUUUUUUUACUGCAUUCACCACUUCUGUUUUGGUAAUAAUAUUUUUAUCUUUCUAUAUAUUUAUUCAGUACAGUAUUUUGGCUCUAGUGUCAGAGUGCCCAUGCAAGCUUGGUUUAAGACAAAAAGUUAAAUUUUGCUGUGUUUUGCAGAGAAUAGUGCACAGUUAGAGACUGUUGAAAGUCUACAAGCUUUGGCUAUAAAGAUCCCAUAUGAUGUGGACUGCAGUUGGAGUAGUGAAGCUGCAAGCCUGCGAGAGAUUGCUGUGAAGUCACCAGACAAACUCACACAAAAUUUUAUUCUCAAGUUUUUUAAAUCACUCCAAAUUGUAGACAAAAAGGUAAACUCCUAAAGAAUGAAAGGCUUAGCUUGUUCAGUUUCUAAGUAGUGGUUUUUAGGUUAAUAUUAGCUGUGGGAAAACCUUUGGCCCUUGGGGUUAUAUAAGGGGUUAAAAGUGAGAAUUCAAAGCUUGUUUUAUGAAUCUUAUGAGUCAAUGAGUUCAUCCAUAAGGCAACUUAUAAGUGUGGUUGGGGUUGAAGUUAGAGGUUGGGUUAAAGGUUAGGUUUAGGGUUAGGGUUGGGUGACUCAUGACUCAGUGAUGCUAAGACUUAAAUUCUCAUUAAAGACAGGAUAAAAAACGGAGGUAUGGAUCAAUAUGUGUUGGAUUAUAUAACAUAGGAAGUCUGAUUUUAUAUAUUCUUCUUGUGUUGAUUAUUAUUUUGGUUUUACACUUUAUUUUUAAUCAGGUAACAGAAAUUGAUGAUGGACUUCUUCAGCUGAAAAAUCUAAAGCAACUGACACUGAGUGCAAAUCUAAUCAAGCAUGUUGACUCCAAGAGACUUCCAAAAGACUUAGAGGUACUGGUACUUAAAUGUUAAGCUCAAAAAAAUACUUCAGCAAUUCUUUUUUGUCUAAGUUGACUAAAAGUAUUUGGUUGUUGUUUUACUUGACAGGAACUGGAACUUGCAGCCAAUCAAAUUUCAGACAUCAGUUCACUAUGUGUUUGUCCCCCACCUCUCAUCCAUUUAGGCCUGAGCUACAAUCAAAUUUCUUCCGUCACAGGCCGCAUGAAGGCAAGUUCAUGGUAAGUCAUACUUUCAAGUUCAUGCUGACUCAAUCAAAUAUUCAAGGAAUCUCAAAAAAAGAAAUGGCAUUAAAAAUCUGCCCUUUUUCACAAAAGAAAAAAAAUUAUUUCACUAAAUUAUUCAUGCUUAUGAUAAGCAAAAGGUAAAACCAUUUAAUAAUCCUAUAAUUUCCUCCUUUUCUUUUUCAGGCCUCAUUUACUAUCAUUAGACUUAAGCUUCAACAACCUUGCAGAUCUCUACAGCACUAUUAGUGUACUGAAAACUUUACCAAAACUAAAGAAUCUUGUCCUUCAAGGAAAUCCUUUGGCAGUAAGUCAUCAGAGUUAUUUUAGGUUUAUGUAAAAAAAACUGUUGACCGCAUACCCCCUUGUCAACUGAUAAUUAUUCAACACCUGAGCACAUGUAAAUGUCUGCAUGCAUAACAAAACCUAAUUUAGUAGUCUAUGGUCAAAUUAGAUUCCUUUUUAUUUGUGGAUUAAUAUUGCCCCUAAAGUAUCUUUUUUAUCCAGCUGGUACCAGGCUACCGUGGUUACACAAUCGACUCUAUUCGUCAGUUAACCAUUCUUGAUGACAUCAGAAUUUCAGCAGAUGAGAAACACUUCUUUAAAGGACUUUCAAAACUCAAAGGUAUUUGAUUGUUACCAAGCGUACUGUUAAGUCUAUCAUUAUGAUAACUAGAAGUGAGUGUACAACAUAAUUAUUAGAAUUAAUUAAUUAAUUAUCGCCCUGUCAAUAAGAACCAUGAGGGAUGGAUUUUGUUUGUUGGUGAAAGUGCUGAUCUUUACGACUUUUUUGAUGAUUUCUCUUAGAUGUUCCAGUAAAUGAAGCCCAGGUCAUCAUAUAUAUCAAGAGUAUUAAGGGAGUUAAAAUGCCAGAAGAGAUUGAGGUCAGUAUAUUACACAAUGUGUUUAUGUUUAUAUUAUUUUAUUUUUGCUGAGGGGUUUGCAAUUAUUCAAGUGAGCACAUAAAAAAACUGAAUUUACUCAGCUGACCAUUGUUGCCCCAUCAUUAUCCCAUCUGGAAGAUUGAUGUAACAUUAAGUUUCAAAGGAAUCAGUGUGCUGUUUUGGUGGCAAGUAAAGUACUCAAAUUAAAUCAAUCAAUUUAGAGUGGCCAUUUGACUCUAUCAAUUUGGUUGAUAAUUCUUUCAACCAAAUGGCCACAGUAAAUUGAUUUAAAGGCUGAUGUUUCAAGCACAAGCUCUCCAUCAGAGUGAGUUGUCUUUCUGUACAAAACUUUGCUUCAGGUUGUCUGUUCAUAGUAUUAAUACUAUUAGGUUUUUCAUGCUACAUUGUCCAUGAUGGACAUGGCUUUGGUGAGUAGGCCUCAUACUGUACUUCUUUCUUCAGGCAGAAGUUAUUACCCUUAAAUAAAUAUAUUGUCCUGUAAAAAUUUUGAGCUCAAGUACUGCCAGUCAAGUAGCUAUGGCAUAAAUAAUACUUUGACACAAGGAACAACUCAUAUCAUAAGCAAACAAAUGAAAAUGUGAUGCUGGGGGGUAAAGGUGAAAAACUUGGAGUACACCAUAUAAUUAUUGCUCACCUUUGGUAAACACAUUUCUUGUAAUUAUAGAGUUAACUUGAUGUACUCUUAUUGCACAGGAUCCAGAGAUAAACUCUGAUUUCCCCAAGACUGAGCACAAGUACCAUGUGGAGUUCCAGUUCCUCAGGGCGACACCCACUGUAAUAUUGUGUGAGUCUCCCGCUCUGUCAAUACCGACUAUCUCUUUUGUACCAGAUGACUGCAGCAGCAUUGCUCAAGAGGAAAACACUGACAAUAGUCAGAGCAGUGACAAUUCAGGUCAGUUGCUUUAGUCCAAUGUUAAUUAGAAAACAAUACCCAGGAAUUUAGCCAGCUAGCCAAACAAGGUGGCACUUAAAAUAUAGUGAGACCAAAACAGCGAAGUCCAGGUGCUAGGCGGUGGUUAAAUUUAAAGAGACAUUGUCAAUGACUAUGUCACCACUUUUCAGUGUCUUGUCUGCUAGUGACAUUCCGGAGUACUUCUGGUCAACGCCUAAAAGAAAAGGGGAAGAAAACUUCCCCCAUGGUGCUUGAUCUUUCAUACAACUUUCAAGAUCUCAAAAGUCUUCCAGAUCAAUAUCCCUCAGGAGUGUGUUAACAUAUGUAGUUAAAGGACAUCCUGAGUAGCAGCAUCAAUAUGGUGCAAAAGCUGGCUAGUUAUAAAAUGAAUAGUAAAAAAAUAAUUAUCAGGGGCUGAUUAGCUUAAAAUUAUUUAACACUAUGGUAUAAGCAUAACAUUGUGUUCCUCCCACUCUUUGGGCUUCCUACUUUUCCCUGGCUUCCCCUUCUUUUAAACUCAAAGGUAGUGAUAGUGACUGCAGAAAGUUUGCUAUAUAUAUUUACAUGAUUUAGGUAGCUGCUGGAAAUACCCUGUACCCCAAAUCUCUUUUAACAGAUCAUAGGCAAGCCUUAAUCACUACUCAUAAUGGGAACCUGUCAUAUACAAUGAACAUACUGUACAUACUUCCUCAAUAAACUAUAAAUUGUUACAUGUACGAUCAGUUAUAAUAUUACUAUUUGCAUUAGUAGAAAAGAGUAGCAUCAUAUUGACAAAACAUUAAUGCUGUCUAAAGACAAUACAUUUACAUUGGUGUAUGUAUAGCAUCACUAUAAAAUGAAACACUUUAUCUGUGGUUAAGUUAAAAGUGACUUUUAAUAAAAGUGGUGUUAAAAGGAAUUAAAUCGUUAUUUAUAAAAGUGAUGUUAUCAUUCUUUACAGGAAAUUUUCAAACAGUAUCAACAGGAAGUUUGCCAUGGUCUGAAGAUGGAAUAGAGCUUGACUAUAGCAAGAAAUUUCACACAUCUCUGCUGGUUCCACUGCGAGAUUUCAUUCAAGAUGGUAUAAAUUUUACCGUGAUAAAGACAAAACACAUGUAUGUGCUAGAGGACCCGAAUGCUGCACAGAAUACUGAAAGCAAGCCUCCAGCAUCAGCAAAAAGUAGUAAGUCACUUCUAAAAUUGUCACCGAUAUUUUUACUGGUUCAAUAAAUUCUAUUAUGUGCAAGAUGCACACACAUUAUGUAACAAAUCAAGAGAAUUAAUUCAAGACUAUAAUUUACAUGGGUGUUUUUAAGGGUGGGCCGAGGGGACUGUGGUCCGCCCUCUUCUGUGAAAAUUUUGCAUUAUUUUUAAAGAAUUCACAGUAAAAAUAGUUUCUAGUAUAAGGGAGGCAAGUGCUCCCCCUUCUGAAUUUUCCAUACACACCCCUAAUUUAUAAGAGAUGAACUACCUUGGUUAUGUUUAAAUAAAAAUGAUACAUUUUGGUUAUACUUUUUGGAUUAUCAGCGUUUACACCAUGCAUAAAAUGACACAACAUUUAUUUAAGGAUGGAAACAAGGUGGUUCAAAAUACAACAUAGUUUUUUUUUCUGGAACAGGAUAGGGUUUCUGUGUUUUUCUUUGUUUUGCAGUACAGGUGGGGGUUUAAUGACCUAGACACACUCAUCAAUCUUGCUGAACCAUAGGCCUCUGGCCUUGAUGCAGAAUAACUUAGCUGAUUUUCUUGUCUCAGUAAACAGUUGAUGGGAGCCAUGCUUGAAAUAUUAAAAUUUUAUUUAUUUAUUUUUUAUCUACUAAGGUCGACCGGGAAGCAAAUCACAGAAAAGCCCAACAAAGGAGAAACGUAAAGACUCAGGCAAAGCAAAGGAAAAGGUUUGUAAAACAGAGUUUUCCUCAGUUGAAUUUCACAUUUACUGAAGGUAACCAUGGCAGUAAUAAAAAUAUUAUAAAAAUUUGUUAUAAUUCUUAAAUCUUUCACUUAUGCAAGGGAAAGGAUGCUAAAGGCAAGAAAAACAAACAAGAAGACAUUGAGUUGUUUGAGCUUCCACGAACAAGAUCAACUUUGGGGUCAUGUCAAGUCCCUAUUGCUUCACUGCUGGAGGGAGAGCCUGCAGUGGAGGCAGAAUGUGUGUGCUUAAGUGAAGAGGAGACUGGGGAGAGUGACAGGAAAGAAGGGGGACCUGGUGCCAAGUCAGAUGCUAGUGACAAAAAGAAGCAAAACAAAGGUCAGUGAUGAUCAUUGUGCUAGCCAGUUGUAAAACGAGCAAGUCUAGAGCUAUUUAUUGCACGACAAAUUCUCUCUCAGGUCCGUUGAUAGUCUCAUUUAGGUCAGGCACUUUUGAGCGUGGGGUGGGGGUCUUGCUGCACUAAAUAUAGCAGAUUUGGAGGGGGGUGAGCUUUAAAAAGACACAAGAGGCUACCUUAUUUUAAUAAAACAGCAUAAUAUAUUAUAUAAUAUUAAGUGAACCAUAUUGUCAUCUAAAAGUGUUACCCUUGUCAAUAAAAAUAGAAUAAUUUGUUACAAGAAAAAAGGUAAAAGUGCUUGUUCCCGUAUACAAAGGAUCGAGUGAACUUUAUCUGAGUUAUUGCUUGACUAAUAUGAAAUCAAAAAUUGUCCAUUGGUAAUACUACCAUUCCUGCUUUUGGUUUUGAAUGACAGCGGAAGGGUAGCUAAAAAGUGAGAAAGGCUCCAAUCCUGCCCCACUACCCAUUUUUAACCGAAAUCAAAAUUUUUAUGCAUUUUCAAACAAAACACAAAAUGGGGUUUUACCUAGUAAAUGUGCAGAUGUUUAAGCAAGCUGACUUAAAACUGUAGAAUUGUACCCAAUGAUAGCUAAAAAAGCUCAAAAAAUGGAAAAUCCUAAGGUUACUCUGGACUGUUCAUUACUGUUUCUUUUUCGGCAGAUGAUAAGGCUUCUAAAGGCAACCUGCGAGCCGCGACACCAGGCAAAGGCAAAGGUGGGCGAGGAAAGUCGUCACACAAAGAUGACAAGAAAGGCAAGGAAAAAGACAAGCAUGAAGAGAGUAUUGAUGAUGAGGAGGAUAUAGCUCCUGCUCCUCCCCUGACAAUACAAGUGCAAGUUAAACUUCAUUACUGGAAGUCUGCAAGAGAGGCUGCACAAGAAUUUCUGCCACAAGGGGUUCCCUCACAUACUGGGGCACACAACUAA
Porites evermanni is the source of this 7199-nucleotide messenger RNA. NCBI's taxonomy places the organism in Eukaryota, Metazoa, Cnidaria, Anthozoa, Scleractinia, Poritidae. The record is from the annotation of a GenBank genome assembly.